Molecule: messenger RNA, 1752 nt
Organism: Manihot esculenta (cassava)
Lineage: Eukaryota; Viridiplantae; Streptophyta; Magnoliopsida; Malpighiales; Euphorbiaceae
Product: UDP-glycosyltransferase 92A1
Exons: 1
Coding region: 160-1629 (489 amino acids)
Molecular function (GO): UDP-glycosyltransferase activity
Source: RefSeq, a predicted model, not a curated record
AAAAUUAGCAAAGAGAAAAAGAGGGUGUGAAAUAUGUGAAUAGCGUCAUUGUCCAACCGCUACCCUGUAAAUUAAAAGGAAACAGAUCUCUCUCUCUCCCCUUCUCCUCCUCCUCCACUUUCUCCUUCCUGGUUCUUGGUCUCUAUCCAUCCCUCAAAAAUGGCACCCACAAAAGAGAAUAUUGUGAUGUUCCCAUUCAUGGCACAAGGCCAUAUCAUCCCUUUCCUAGCUUUAGCCCUUCAUAUAGAGCGAACAAGCAACUACAACAUCACCUUUGUUAACACUUCUCUCAACCUCAACAAACUCAACUCUUCUCUCCCUCCUAACUCUUCCAUUCGUCUUCUUGAAAUUCCCUUUGAUAGCUCCGAUCAUGGCCUCCCUCCCCACACUGAAAACACCGAUGUUCUUUCUUACCCUCUCAUCAUUCGCCUCCUCCAUGCCUCCACUUCCCUCCAGCCUGCUUUUAGGAAGCUCAUUCAGGAUAUUACAUGUGAGCAAGGAGGCCACCCUCCCCUUUGUAUUAUUGCUGACUUCUUCUUUGGUUGGACUGCUACUGUUGCUAAAGAGCUUGGUGUCUUUCAUGCUGUGUUUAGUGGUGCCGGUGGAUAUGGCUUGGCAUGUUAUUACUCUGUCUGGCUAGCUCUUCCUCACAGGAAUACCGAAUCCGACGAGUUUGAGCUGCAAGAUUUCAAGGAAGUUUCAAAGCUUCAUGUGACCCAAUUGCCACUCAGUAUUUUAGAGGCAGAUGGGACUGAUUCUUGGUCUAUUUUCCAGAGAAAGAAUCUACCAGCUUGGGUGGAUUCAAAUGCGAUUUUGUUUAACACGGUGGAGGAGUUUGAUCAGAUUGGUUUGUCUUACUUUAGGCGAAAAAUAGGUCGGCCGGCUUGGGCAAUAGGGCCAGUUCUGCUAUCAACGGAAAACCGAGCUCGUUUCGGCAAAGAAGAUAGUAUAACAACAGAUCUUUUCAAAGAAUGGCUAGAUUCCAAGCCCGUGAAUUCAGUUCUGUACGUGUCAUUUGGAUCGCAUAAUACAAUUGCUCCAUCGCAGAUGAUGCAAUUAGCUAUGGCUUUGGAGGCCAGCGGCAAGAAUUUUAUCUGGGUUGUUAGACCACCAAUAGGUUUUGACAUAAACUCAGAAUUCAGAAGCAAAGAAUGGUUGCCAGAGGGAUUUGAAGAAAGAAUCAAAGAAUCAGGAAAAGGUCUGUUGGUGCAUAAAUGGGCACCCCAAGUGGAAAUCUUGGCUCAUAAAUCUACAGGCGCAUUUCUGAGUCACUGCGGAUGGAAUUCAACUCUUGAAGCUCUAAACCACGGGGUGCCAUUGAUUGGAUGGGCAAUGGCAGCGGAGCAGUUUUUCAACGUAAAGUUCUUGGAAGAAGAAUUGGGGGUGUGUGUGGAAGCUGCUAGAGGGAAGACUUGUGAGAUUAGGUGUGAAGAAAUAAAGGAAAAAAUUGAAUUGGUGAUGAAUGAGACAGAGAAAGGGAAGGAAAUAAGAAGGAAAGCUUGUGAGGUAAUGGAAAUGAUAAAAAAUGCAAUGAAAGAUAAGGAUGGUUUGAAAGGUUCAUCUCUGAAAGCGUUGGAUGAUUUUUUCCAAGCUGCUUUAUCAAUGAGAAAAAAGACGCACCAACAGUAAGACUUUGGAGUUUUUCUUUCCUUUUUCUUUUUUCAGCUUUCUUUUACAUUUCCCAUCAUAUCAAUAAUAAUCAUAUUAGCAUUUGGGAAAAAAAAUCCAGUAAUUUCCAAAAUUUUAGCAACA